UGAUUUGUUAUUCAUCCGUCUUGACCUGCACGCCACUCCAGUGCAGACAACUGAUCCACCACCUUGUUUGGGGGGAAAGAAAAUCAACACAUUUUCUCGGGAAAAUUCCGGCUCAAGCAAAAGGGACUGUGAUAAAAUAGAAGAUAUCUAUGGCAGGGGCAGAAGGUUUCGUUGAAGCAGAUAAUGCAGAGGCCAUUAUUACCAGAAUUGAACACAAAUCCCGCAAGAUCGAAAGCUUACUCAAACAGUAUAAACCCGUGGAAGCCCUUAAAACUGCCCUUGAAGGCACGUAUGCCAUGACUGGUGAUGAGCGUUGCAAGUCGGCACAUUGGAUUGUGGUGCAUAGAACUAUAAUGGCUAUAAAAGAUGUGGAUGGAAUGCUUUCUUCCUUGGAUCCUGAGUACUAUGAUAUCCUAAUGAAGUACUUAUAUAGAGGCUUAGCUACUGGAGAUCGUCCCACAUGCGACCAAUGUCUCCGGAUUCAUGAAAAAUUGACACAGAGAGCAGGACUGGGUUGCAUUCUACGUUUCCUGACUGAUACUGUAAACACUGUUUGAUUUCUGGACCACCUUUUUACUUGUUCUUUUCCUUUAUUGUUUUUAGUUCUCUUGUAUGUCCUUGCAAGACUACAGCAAUCAAUGUAGUGAAAUAUCAGGGAAAUAUAUUAAUAUUGAAUUU
Molecule: messenger RNA, 678 nt
Organism: Gastrolobium bilobum
Lineage: Eukaryota; Viridiplantae; Streptophyta; Magnoliopsida; Fabales; Fabaceae
Product: actin-related protein 2/3 complex subunit 5A-like
Exons: 4
Coding region: 150-557 (135 amino acids)
Biological process (GO): Arp2/3 complex-mediated actin nucleation; regulation of actin filament polymerization
Cellular component (GO): actin cytoskeleton; cytoplasm; Arp2/3 protein complex
Molecular function (GO): actin filament binding
Source: RefSeq, a predicted model, not a curated record